Nothobranchius furzeri (turquoise killifish) is the source of this 2795-nucleotide messenger RNA. It is a transcript of the gene dhx15, whose product is annotated as DEAH (Asp-Glu-Ala-His) box helicase 15. The record is from RefSeq and is a predicted model, not a curated record. Lineage: Eukaryota; Metazoa; Chordata; Actinopteri; Cyprinodontiformes; Nothobranchiidae. Gene Ontology annotation, molecular function: RNA helicase activity; ATP binding; RNA binding. Gene Ontology annotation, cellular component: spliceosomal complex; intracellular anatomical structure.
GACGUGUUUGUGUGUGUGUGUGUGUGUGUGCGCGCGUGCUACCAUCAUCCAGUCUCCAACGUGACCUCCUGCAUCAGCAUCCUCCUCCUCAUCCCAGAACUACUGCGUUGCAUCUCCACUCUCAUACUCUACAUUCAUGGACAACGUCGCUUGUAGGAAGAAUUAAACUCCACGGACGAAUCUCAGUAUAAAUAACGACUUUCGAGUAUUUUCCCUAAAGAUAACGAUGAGGCGGGAUAGGGACCGCAAUCAGAACAGGGACCGGGACCGGGAUCGAGAUCGUUACCGGGAUCGAAACAAGGACAAGGAUGUGAAGUCCUUUGAGGGGCCAGCUGCUGCCAGUAUGAGCUUCCUCAGUCGCGCCCCCAUCCAGCAGCAGAUAAACGCCUUCACUGGCCUGCCCCACACGCCGCGCUACCACGGGAUCCUGAAGAAACGGCUGCAGCUGCCUGUCUGGGAGUACAGAGAGACCUUCUCUGACAUCCUGAUGAGGAACCAGUCUUUUGUCCUUGUGGGAGAAACGGGCUCUGGAAAGACCACGCAGAUCCCUCAGUGGUGCGUCGACAUGGUGCGAUCGAUGCCAGGACCUAAGAGGGCGGUGGCCUGCACCCAGCCCAGGAGGGUAGCUGCCAUGAGCGUCGCCCAGAGGGUGGCAGAUGAGAUGGAUGUCAUGCUGGGCCAAGAGGUGGGAUACUCCAUCCGAUUUGAGGACUGCAGCUCUGCCAAGACUGUUCUCAAGUAUAUGACAGAUGGAAUGCUGCUUCGGGAGGCUAUGAACGACCCCCUGCUGGAGCGUUAUGGCGUCAUCAUUCUGGAUGAGGCUCACGAACGCACUUUAGCAACAGACAUCCUCAUGGGCGUUCUCAAGGAGGUAGUCCGCCAAAGGCCUGAUCUUAAGGUCAUCGUCAUGAGCGCCACGCUCGAUGCGGGAAAGUUCCAAGUGUAUUUUGACAACUGCCCGCUGCUAACCAUCCCCGGACGCACACACCCCGUGGAGAUUUUCUACACACCAGAACCGGAGCGAGACUACCUGGAAGCAGCUAUCCGCACUGUGAUCCAGAUCCACAUGUGUGAGGGAGAUGAGGGGGACAUUCUGCUCUUUCUCACGGGACAAGAGGAAAUUGACGAAGCCUGCAAGCGAAUCAAGCGGGAGGUCGACGACCUGGGGCCUCAAGUCGGUGAUAUGAAAACUAUCCCCCUGUACUCCACUCUGCCUCCACAGCAGCAGCAGAGGAUCUUCGAGCCGCCCCCACCCAAUAAACCAAACGGCGCCAUCGGAAGGAAGGUCGUCGUGUCAACAAACAUUGCCGAGACGUCCCUGACCAUCGACGGAGUGGUGUUUGUAAUUGAUCCUGGAUUUGCCAAGCAAAAGGUGUAUAAUCCACGCAUCAGAGUGGAAUCGCUCUUAGUCACAGCCAUCAGCAAAGCCUCCGCUCAGCAGAGAGCAGGUCGCGCUGGACGAACACGCCCAGGAAAAUGUUUCCGCCUUUACACAGAGAAAGCGUACAAAACAGAAAUGCAGGACAACACAUAUCCAGAAAUCCUGAGGUCUAAUCUUGGCUCUGUGGUACUGCAGCUGAAGAAACUGGGUAUUGAUGACCUAGUACACUUUGACUUCAUGGAUCCACCAGCCCCAGAGACCCUGAUGCGAGCCCUGGAGCUGCUGAACUACCUGGCAGCGCUCAACAACGAUGGCGACCUGACCCAACUGGGCUCCAUGAUGGCAGAGUUCCCCCUGGACCCCCAGCUUGCCAAGAUGGUCAUCGCCAGCUGCGAUUUCAACUGUUCCAACGAAGUCCUCUCCAUCACUGCCAUGUUGUCAGUCCCACAGUGCUUCGUUCGACCCACGGAGGCCAAGAAGUUGGCGGAUGAGGCCAAGACGCGCUUUGCCCAUGUCGACGGGGAUCACCUGACACUGCUCAAUGUCUACCACGCCUUUAAACAAAACCACGAUUCCACCCAGUGGUGCUACGAUAACUUUGUCAACCAUCGCUCGCUGAUGUCGGCGGACAAUGUACGGCAGCAGUUGUCGAGGAUCAUGGACCGCUUCAACCUGCCGAGAAGGAGCACUGAUUUCAACAGCAGAGACUAUUACAUCAACAUCCGUCGAGCGCUGGUCACUGGAUUCUUCAUGCAGGUCGCUCAUCUGGAGCGGACAGGCCAUUACCUGACGGUAAAGGACAACCAAGUCGUCCAGCUGCACCCGUCCACCGUGCUGGACCGCAAACCUGAGUGGGUGCUCUACAACGAGUUUGUGCUCACCUCCAAGAAUUACAUCCGCACAUGUAUAGACGUCAAACCAGAGUGGCUGGUGAAAAUUGCCCCGCAGUACUACGAGAUGAGUAACUUCCCCCAGUGUGAAGCAAAGCGACAGUUGGAGCGUAUUAUUGCAAAACUCUCAUCCAAGGACUAUACUCAGUACUGAGAAGGUCUGCGAGUGCCGCAGCGGCAUCCUCAUACACGUAGAAAGUGAACUCUCAACCCUUUUUUCAUGUUGUCUCACUGCAUGAAAUGCAUUUUUUACCUUUUACAUUGUGCAGCUGUUUUUUAACACUAGCAAUGGAAGGACAAUACACUUCUGGUUUAUCAAUAACGUUUUGUGUCUGACUUCAUGUAAAUUUGAACAUUCCCUUGUUUAACUGCCUCUCAAAUCAUGUUAAUCUCCAGAGAUUUGCUUCUGAUCAGAUGUAAUUUGUACAGGAUUUUUGACGCAGGUACUAUGUGUCACAGAGAAGCUGAGAUUGUCACAUUACCCGUCAACUGUUCAGCUUAAUAAAAACUGACUUUGUAAUAAA